AUGGCACCAGCCGCUGAUGGACCCCACGAGAGCGACACACUGCGCGUGCUCUUGUCCACGGACAACCACUUGGGCUACGCCGAGAAGGACCCCGUGCGCGGCAAUGACUCGUUCCGGACGUUCCGCGAGAUCCUGCAGCUAGCGCAGCGCGAGCGCGUUGACCUCUUGCUGCUCGGCGGCGAUCUCUUCCACGAGAACAAACCCAGUCGCCACACGCUGUACGAAGCGAUGCGUCUCCUGCGUACUUACUGCAUGGGCGACAACGCGGUGAAUUUCACGGUAGUGAGCGACCAGAGCGUCAAUUUUCCGAAUUUUGGAGUCGUGAAUUUCGAAGAUCCGAAUUACAACGUCGAGUUACCGGUAUUUAGCAUCCAUGGGAACCACGACGACCCGGCGAGAGAAGGCGGUGGAGACGUGACGCAGUCGCUGGCAGCUCUGGAUCUCUUAAGUGCGGCCAAUUUGGUAAACUACUUCGGCAAGAGCGAGAAAGUGGACGCUGUGGAAGUGUUUCCAGUGCUGUUGACGAAGGGAAAGACGCGCGUGGCGAUCUACGGACUCGGGAACAUGAGGGACGAACGACUGAAUCGGAUGUUUGCACAGGGACAUGUGGUGUUUCGAAGACCUGUGGAGCACCCGGACGAGUGGUUUAGUAUCUUUGUGGUGCACCAGAAUCGAGACGAUCGAGGCCGUGGGAGUAAAAACUGCGUCCCGGAAAGCGUGAUUCCAGACUUUAUUGAUUUUGUCAUGUGGGGACAUGAACACGAGUGCCAGAUCGAGGUGCAAGAGAGUGUCAAAGGCGACUUUUUUGUGACGCAGCCAGGGUCGUCGGUCGCAACGUCGCUGGUGGAAGGAGAAGCAAAGCCGAAACAUGUGGCAGUGCUGGAGAUCAAUGGGCAGAGCUUUCGCAUGUCAAAUCGCGAAUUGCACACGGUGCGGCUUUUCAAGAUGGGCGAAGUGAUUCUGAGCGAAGUUGAAGAACUAGAACCGAGUGACCCGGAUGUAGCCGAGCAGAUCAACGAGUACCUGGAAGGCAGGGUGAUUGAACUGCUGCACGAAGCCGAGCUGGAACAGCAAGCGAGGCUACGAGAGCGUGCAAAAGAACGCGAGCGCAGGCAACAGCAGAGUCCAUUCCCACUGCCAGACGCUGCAAAAAAGGAUGAAGAGAAAGAGCUAGUGCUGAUCCGUUUACGCGUGGAACACACUGGCUUUCCACUGCUGGUGAACCAGCGUUUCGGCGCAAGGUUUGUUGGCAAGGUGGCCAACCCGAACGACAUUUUGCUGUUCUACCGACGGAAGAAAGAUCGAGUCUAUGCUUCCGGAACUAAGUCAAGUAUGGAGCUAGAGAAGUCCCUGCUGGGUCGUCCAGUGCGACCCGCCCCGCUCGCCGCAGUGACCAUCGAGGAUAUCUUGAGCAAGCAGUUGUGUAUUCCGGAACGGAAACUCGUCCUCUUGCCAGAGGCGCAACUUGGAAUCGCUUUGGAAAAGUUCACACUCAAGAACAACGCGUCGGCGAUACAAGAGUUUGUAGAUAGCGUGUUGGACGAGACACAGCGUGAAUUGAGCGCGAAGUGUGAGGCCAAGUCCGCGCAAGAUAUAAUUAGUGCCGUUGGAAAGAAGAAGGACUACAAUGAUGCCUUGCAUGCGUUGCAGAAAGAAGAAGCCGAAGAAGAAGCCGAGGCAAGUACCGGCACGGCCGAAGCGUCAGGAAGCAGUUUGUCGGUGCACGGAUUUCAGUCAAAGUGGGCAGCGCAGGGCAACAGCCGCCUGGUGGGAUCGCAAGUUGAGCAAUCUAGCACGCCGACUGCACAGAAAGCAGUGAGGGGAGGGAGCAUGCAGAAAGCAUCGAUGCUGUCCGAUCUUGAGGAUGACAGCGAUGACAGUCCACGUAAGACGACGAGGCCGACGCCUCGACAAGUUCCAGCUCGCGUCACAAGAGACAAAAAGCGGGCACGUGACUCGUUGCUUUCCGAUGACGAUGACGAAGGUAUAUCUGACACUGCUGAAGAUGACGGAGAUGAGAGCUACAAAGCGGAAGACGAUGGCGAUGAAGAGGAGUAUACGAUGCCGUCGCCAGUAAAACCUCGUGGACGAGCUCCAACUCGAUCGACAGUAACUAAGAAACCACAAGCGCCUCGCAAGCGUCUUCGCAAAACUACCGACUUUGAUGGGGACGAAGAUGACGACUUCAAGCCCUAUUCACAGAGACGUGAUAAAGCUGCGCCACCAAGACACGGAUCGGAAGCAAGUCAGGCAAUGAACCUGUGCUCAGACCCGGAGUCGGAAAGAACAGCGCCACGCAAGCGAGUUCGUCAGACAAAUACGAAGACACCUCAACAGCCCAAGAUUGAUCACUUUCUCGAGAAACAAGAGUCGAAGAAACAUGAGGACGACGACGUUGAAAGCGAUCACGAGUUUACGCAGCUUGCCCGGAAGCCAGACGCUUGGAACCAAACGAUCGUUGGCCCGUCGCAGUCGCAAUCCGAGUCGCAGGUAUCUGAAGCUCGUGGGGGAGCCUUCGCACGACGCAAGCUGCCGCUGUCGAUGACCACAGCGUCACAAUCCCAGUCUCAAGAACCGACGCGUGCGAAGACUGCAGCCCCAGCUGCUCGCAAAGGUUGGGGUCGAUCUCGUCGGUGA
Hyaloperonospora brassicae is the source of this 2637-nucleotide messenger RNA. The record is from the annotation of a GenBank genome assembly. Lineage: Eukaryota; Oomycota; Peronosporomycetes; Peronosporales; Peronosporaceae.